AUGGCUGCUGAAGCUCUUGGUAUUGGCGCCUCGGUGGUUACGUUCGUAGGCGUCGCCGGCCACAUUGUCCAAGGCUGUCAAUAUGUGCCUUCUAUUCUCAACGACAUUGACGAUGCCCCAGACGAUAUCCUCGAUAUGAACGCUAGUAUAACGCUAUUUGAAUCGAUCCUGCUCCAAUUACAAGCGGUCCUUCAACAGCUAGAUAGUUCAGGUGUUCCCGUCGACCAUCUCUCGACAGUGGAAGUCGCUUUGAAGUACGGUGAUGAUGCUGUAGCAGCUUUGCAGAAAGCCGCGGCCAGAAUUAAGAACCCGAAUACAAGAUGGUGUCGCAUACGUGUUGCAUUUAAGAAUGGAAAAUACGCAAAAUAUUGGGACAGACUUGAAAAAGCUAAAGGUUUUAUCUCGGUUGCCCAAGGUGGACGCUUGUUGUAA
Messenger RNA from Glarea lozoyensis ATCC 20868, 432 nucleotides. RefSeq lists its product as uncharacterized. Bases 1 to 432 code for a protein of 143 amino acids. The transcript has a single exon. Lineage: Eukaryota; Fungi; Ascomycota; Leotiomycetes; Helotiales; Helotiaceae. The record is from RefSeq and is a predicted model, not a curated record.